Molecule: messenger RNA, 1825 nt
Organism: Aspergillus melleus
Lineage: Eukaryota; Fungi; Ascomycota; Eurotiomycetes; Eurotiales; Aspergillaceae
Exons: 4
Coding region: 104-1603 (499 amino acids)
Molecular function (GO): hydrolase activity, acting on carbon-nitrogen (but not peptide) bonds
Source: RefSeq, a predicted model, not a curated record
CACCUAUCCGGCUUUAAGGACCGGAAUACGGAUUCAUAAUUAUUUAAGGAGCCCCAGAUCCACUUGUGAUACUACCAGAUCAUACACAACGUAAUCAACAAACAUGGCAGCUCCUAUUUUGUUGAUCAAAGGAACGCUGCUCAUCCAUGACAAUGACGUCAUCCGGGCUGAGCGAAAAGACCUCCUUAUCGAAAACUCGAUCAUCUCGCGUAUCGACAAUAACAUAGAUCCUCCACAUUCUGCCACGGUUAUAGACUGCUCGGGAAAGAUCAUCUCGCCUGGCUUUAUUGACACCCAUCACCAUGUUUGGCAGUCGUGUCUCAAGGGAACACAUGCCGAUCAGACAUUGGUGGAUUAUUUCUGGGAUGGAAACUUCAUCAGCUCAUUUCUAUCGCCUCAGGACGUGUUCUGGAGUCAGUUGGCAGGGGCUCUGGAAUGUGUGGACAGCGGCACCACGACGGUGGUGGACCAUGCCCACAUCAACUAUUCACCUGAACAUUCUACCGAGGCCUUGAGAGCGACCAUUUCGUCUGGUCUGCGAUCAGUCUUCGCCUAUUGCCCAACUCCUCGUGUAGCCACUUGGAAACCAGAGUUUGCUCUCGACAGGGACCUUCUGCCUCCGUGGGUGAUGGAAACAUUCGAAAGAUUGGCCGGCCUGAACCCAUUGGGGCCAAAUGGUCGCGUUAGCCUUGGGUUCGCUUUUGAUGGCUUCUUCCUUCCCGGGCCUAUGCUUAGAAGCCUAUAUUCAAAGGUGCGGGAGGCAGGGGUUCGGUUGAUCACGUCGCAUUCAGCUUACGGCGUCCAGUUUGGCGCUCCCGCCCAAACUUCUGCAGCCGCGACACUCGACAAGAAUGGCCUCUUGGGCCCGGACAUUCUACUAUCCCACAACAACAAUCCAACGCCACAAGACGCGCGACUCGUUACGGACAAACAGGCGAAGAUCUCCAGCACGCCAGGGACAGAGCUUCAAAUGGGUCAAGGAAACCCGGUCUGCCUGCGAGAUGACUUUUACCCGUUAUCAUCUCUCGGGAUCGACUGCCACAGUGUAUGCAGCGCAUACAUGCCAGCACAGAUGAUGCUAGCGCUGCAGUGGGCACGGGCACGAAGGCACGAAGACUUGGAGUCACAGGAAAAGUGGUCCAGUGACGUUGGAUUCAGUGCAGCCUCAGUCUUCAACCUCGGUACGAUUCACGGUGCGCGUGCAAUUGGCAUGGAAGAUAUCAUUGGCAGCUUAACAGUUGGAAAGAAAGCCGAUAUUGUGGUUUUCGACUGCGAUACCCCCGGUAUGGUGGUCGCUGCUGAUCGCGACCCUAUCGCCGCUAUUGUGCUCCAUAGUACAGUGCGGGACGUCAAUACUGUAAUAAUUGAUGGGGUAAUCAGGAAGCAAGAUGGCAUCUUGCAGCCGGUGCUUGCUUCGGAGAGCAUAUCUGGGAAGGUCGAUAGGGGACAAAAGAUUGAGUGGAAGGAUGUCGUCCCGCAUGUCAUGGAGCUAAGUCGGCGAAUUGACGAGCAGAAGAAAACUACUGUCGAUGGUAAGGCUGCCAGGAAAGUCAUCAUGGCAGCUUUCCAUAUGAAUUCUGAAGGUCAUGUUGGGAGCGUUUAACGAGAGUUUUGGGAACUAUUUCAACGAACGGCGAUAAUUUAUAUAUUGCGUAACUAAUAGGGAGGGCAUGGGUUAGCUUUGCACAUACUGCAGACUGAAUGUAUUCAGCUGUGUUUCAACAGACGAGUAAAGCGGUGCAACAUCGACACCUCGAUCGUUUAUCAUAGGACUUGCACUUAAGUUCUUUCGCAGGUGUCAGCAAACAACAAUCAACAGACCCGA